Messenger RNA from Penicillium macrosclerotiorum, 1557 nucleotides. Its product is annotated as glycoside hydrolase family 28 protein. The record is from RefSeq and is a predicted model, not a curated record. Bases 1 to 1557 code for a protein of 518 amino acids. Gene Ontology annotation, biological process: pectin catabolic process. Gene Ontology annotation, cellular component: extracellular region. NCBI's taxonomy places the organism in Eukaryota, Fungi, Ascomycota, Eurotiomycetes, Eurotiales, Aspergillaceae. The transcript is spliced from 5 exons. Gene Ontology annotation, molecular function: polygalacturonase activity.
AUGCGCCGUGCGCUUUUGCUUUCUCUCAUUCCCAUUGCCCUGGGGUGCAAUAACCCGGAGACCCAUGCCUGUGCUGGUGCAUUCGUGUCGUCCAGCUCUGCUGCUGCGGAGUUCUGUGCUACUUUCACUGCGAGUACAGUGACUGCUACCACUGGACUGCCCGAUAGCUUUGCCUCGGCCUGUGAUUAUAAGACAAAGCAUCUAUCGAGUGCCUGCAGCUGUCUCGAUACUGCUUGGGCAACUGCUGGAGCAAGCUCCGGCUCUGAGCAAACUACUACUGUUGCGACCAGCGUUGUUGCGACCAGCGUUGUUGCGACCAGCGUUGUUGCUACCAGCACUGCGCCAGUAGUAGUGGUUUCGACCGAUGUGCCCUCCAGCUCCCCGACUACACUGGUAAAGACCACCCGACCGGCUACCUCUACAGCUUCAUCUGUCGUUGAUGUCCCGACAACAACUGAAGUUCCGACCACCACUCAAGUGACCAGUAUUGUGGCUGCUGAGUCGACUGGUACUGGUACCACUUGCAUUGUAUCUGAAUACGCAUCCCUCUCGUCUGCCGUUGCAUCUUGCACCAACAUUGUAUUGUCCGACCUUUACGCCCCGCCGUCCAGCACCAUCGAUCUCCAGGGCCUUCAGACGGGCGCUACUGUGACUUUUGCUGGCACUACUACAUUCGGUGACACCUAUGACGAUGACUUUGACCCUAUUGUAAUCUCUGGAACUGACAUUACCAUUACCGGUGCCGAGGGCCAUGUCAUCGAGGGCAAUGGUGCCGCCUACUGGGAUGGAGAGGGUUCUAAUGGUGGCCAGGAUAAGCCUGACCACUUUAUCGUCGUCAAGAAGACUUACAACUCCAAGAUUACCAAUCUGAACAUCAUGAACUGGCCUGUCCACUGCUUUGACAUUACCGGUUGCCAGCACCUAACCAUCUCCGGUCUGACUUUGAACAACACUGCUGGAGAUGAGCCCAACUCUGCCAGUGGUGACGAUCCUGCCGCCCACAAUAGCGACGGUUUCGAUAUCUCCUCUAGCGACUAUAUUACCCUGGAGAACAUCGAGGUGUAUAACCAAGAUGAUUGUGUUGCUGUCACUAGCGGAACAGAAAUUGUUGUGGACAACCUGUACUGUUCUGGCGGCCAUGGUUUAAGCAUCGGUUCUAUCGGCGGCAAGAGCAACAACACCGUCAAUGGAGUCACUUUCAAGAAUUCUCAAGUGGUCGAUAGCGAGAAUGGCUGCCGCAUCAAGACCAACUCUGACACUACUGGCACUGUCGAGAACAUUGUCUACGAGAACAUCACCUUGUCUGGGAUCACCGAUUAUGGUAUUGAUAUCCAGCAAGAUUAUCUGAAUGGUGGCCCCACUGGCGACCCAACUAAUGGUGUUACCAUUAGCGGUGUCACUUUCACCAACGUCCAGGGUACGGCCACAGAUGAUGCUUUGGACUACUAUAUUCUCUGUGGCUCCGACAGCUGUUCAGACUUCACUUUCACAGAUGUCUCUAUCACUGGUGGUGGUGAAACUAGCAGCUGCAACUACCCUUCCAGUGGUUGCCCUUAA